This is a messenger RNA of Phymastichus coffea, 3920 nucleotides long. RefSeq lists its product as uncharacterized. Gene Ontology annotation, cellular component: plasma membrane. NCBI's taxonomy places the organism in Eukaryota, Metazoa, Arthropoda, Insecta, Hymenoptera, Eulophidae. Bases 151 to 1989 code for a protein of 612 amino acids. Gene Ontology annotation, molecular function: Wnt-protein binding. The record is from RefSeq and is a predicted model, not a curated record. The transcript has 5 exons. Gene Ontology annotation, biological process: negative regulation of Wnt signaling pathway.
GCAAAGCGACGGACGGAAGAUGAUUUGUGCUGGUGCUGCACCUCUCGCCCACAAGUUUCUGUGAAUUUGUUUCUGUUUUUUUGGCCGUCACUUGGUUUGCGCGUAUCCUGCUCUUUCGGUCAUUGGUAAUUCAGACUGUGUGAAAUUAAAAUGGAUUUCUCGAGGAUUCUGCAGCUUACUGUCUGCCUUUACGCGGCCGGUACCUUGGCGCUCUGGGAUCCUAUGGAAGUCGGCGAGGACCAAUGCGACAUCGCUAUACGAGAGAUCGUUAACGAAGAUCGGGCUACCAUUGUGGAUGAGUCUGCGACGAGGCUCCACGCUGUUUGGAUAUCCCAAGAAUGUGAAAUCCGUGUCGGACCAGAAUUUGUAAUUCGCAAGUACAUAUUCUUCGAGAAUGGUACCUUCGUAUUAAUGAGGCAUUACUACGCAGAGGAGUCAUGCAGCAUUGCGACGCAUACUGUGACGGCUCGCGGUGUCAUUAAACUUCACGACAACUCGCUCAAUACGCCUGGUGCCACUGAAGCCAGAUACCAUCUCGACACAGUACACGUAUCGCCGCUUAAUCGACAGGUCGCUCACAAACUAGGUCAUCGCGUAAACGUAUCCUGUGGACCCCAACCCCGUUGGAGACCCUACGUCGCACAACUGAUUUACGAGCGAGCACCAGAACGGUUCUGGCAAGGUCCCCGUUACAAUUCCCUUCAAGGACAGUCUGCAGUCAGUAGUGGUAUACACAGUGGUAUUCUUCGCAGCAAGACAGUCAAUUGCCUAGCACCACUUGGCAUCGACUUCGAUGAACUGAAACUCCUACGGGUGCAGAGAAAACCUACUGGUUUUAGGUCAGCUAAGUUUGGCGCCGCUGACAAGACAAGGGUUGAACUUUAUCUUGGUGCUUUGCCACAGGACCAAGCGUCCAAGCGAUCACAUAGACCGAGUUCGCUUCAACCUAUAGCUCUUCUUAGAACUGAUACGAUUCACAACUGUCCAAUCUGUGGCGCAAUAUCUCGUGGCACCGAAAAUAGUCCUCCUCUCCUUCACGAAGUAGUCGCUUUACCCGCAAUCCUCGGUGGUUCAUGGAUAAGUACAUCAUGCGAAAGUCACCCAGGUGGUGUUUUCCUUCGGCGUCAAUUACGCGUAUAUGGAGGUGACAAGUUAUGGACAGGACGUUGGGAUUUCUUUAACGACCCACGUUGCGUGAAUUUCCUCUACAGCAUCACAGCUGCAGGAAGUUACGUUCAACGUGCACGUCGUCACCGUCGUCAUGACUCUUCGUUCGGUGACAACGCAGGCGAAGACUUUAUCACCGCUCAGUUAAUGUCGAGAGACAAAAGAAGUACCGAGAAGAAGAGCAAGAAGGCUCACGAGAUAACCAAGAAAAUUUUCAACAAGAAAGAAACGCCAAGGCCGAAGCGAGAAUUGGAUGAGAUAGAUUAUUACCGACACUUGCUGCACAGUGCGCAGCCGUCUAUGGCCGACUCGUUCGCACAAAUGUUGCGUGGAAACCAACGACGCGAGCACACGACUAAGAGACCUUUGCAGUCUCCAACGCCGACUGGCACUACUGAGCUUGACUUACACGUAGCUGAGAGUCUGUUGAUUAUCGGCGACGCUAGCACAGCGCGGCGAUGCGGAGCUGUUUUGGUUGAAGGUUCGAAAGUUCCAAGACUCUCGAGCUGGCCAUCUGGUUGCGUGCCACACUCGUUAGAUUCGCCGUCGACUCUUGGUCUUCGUGCAAGAAUCAGUGUCGAUUGGUACGGUCAAUACACGCUACUUUUGGGUGGCAAGGACAAGGGACUUUGGGAUGCACCCCUAAUGCAGUGUGGACCGACUAGCAUGAAAAAUCCAUUGCUACGCUCGCAUCUACGCAGAAGUGUGGGUCUUCGAUUCGGCAUUCUCUUCAACAAGGCAAACGUGACUGGACUUAGUUUUAGUGUCGUUGCUGUGUGUCAAGUUUUGCUUUUGUGGUUCGCUGUUUACGUUUCUCGAUAAGUUCAAUGACUGUGCAGACUGUAAUUAAUUUUUUCUUUGAUAGGUGAACGUUAUAUUGAGCCUUUGAUGUUGCUUACGUUAUUAUACGAAACAGAUCCAAAUAUUGCAAAAAUCCUUUAAGUUAUUACUUCGUGGAAACUGUUUUCCUAUCAGGUGUUUACUCAUAUUUUAAAACUGAGAUUAAAAUUUAACAUAAUGAUUCUAAAUAGAAAAUAAAAAAAUAUUAGCUCAUAAACCUUCGUGAAAAAGAAAAAACAAAGGAUUUAUAGCACUACGUAGCUUAACUAAGCACUUAAGUAACGUAUAUCCGUGACUUGAGCAGUUCUUUUCUGCACCUUACUUAGAAGUCCUAAUCACUCGAGUUACGGUGCAAAACUGACCGGUCUGCAGUCACAGAAAGAUGAACUGUAAGUGCUGAUUUAAGAUCGUCAGUACUAUAUUAUGUACGGUAUUUGUGACGGCGCGAUUAUCGCCCUCGCUCGUGCUCAGCCGAUAAUAUCACGUCGUGCAACGAUGGGCUACUUCAGUCACACGUAUCGUAAUAUACUAUUAAUAGUUGCCGUAUCACGUCGACUUUAGAUCAAAGGAGAUGCGCCGAAAAAGAAAAAAGCUUGUUACCAACGAGGCACUUUCACGCAUUAACGAAUCCGACUGUUGUUGAUGAUCGCGCGAGCGCGAUGAUUUCUCGAGAGAGAGACGGAAAAAAAAAGCUAAUAUAUUUCCUUGAUCAGAGGCGCAGAGAUCGAGCGAACGUUGUAAAUAUGUAAAUAGCAGUAGCAAGUAUAGCAGUAGAUGGAGAGAGAGAGAAAGCGCGUAGAUUAGAACUAGUUUUUAAAACCAGAAACCCCAAAAUCAGGGACGAACGAUCCACCAGUGAUGUUUCAGGCUUCAAGCGAGAGUGGAGAACGAGCAAGAAAAAAAAACAUGAAGAGAGAGAGAGAGAGAGAGGCGGGCGCCUCGGCGGCAACUUUGAUCCGCUUGUGGACCUCUCUGUCUGUCUCUCUCUCUCUCUCUCUCUCUCUCUCUCUCUCUCUCUCUCUCUCUCUCUCUCUCUCCGACUCUUGUGUGCGCUUGUAAAUACCGAAUAUUACGUCGCCGCGUGCGCGCAAGGAGCAAAAAAUAUAUGUAGAGGGGAGAGGAUGGGCUUAUGUGUAUCGAAAUCAACCGAUCGAUGAUUCGUCUUCGUUCAGUGACCUUUCUGAAAACGUGCUUAGAUAAAGUACGUAAGGUGCGGCUCACAUUUUAAGAUUAUUUCAUGUCGUUGCGGCCUUUUUAGACUUUUAAGAAACGAACGAACGCGAAAGUUUUAUUUCCUCAGCGUCGUACGGGAUGAGCGAAUCCAGUGAUUAUAGAUAAUAGAACCUUACCAAACUACUUCUAAUUCUUUUAUUGUUCAAAUUUUUCAAUUGGAAAUGGUACUGUAUUGAAUAUUUCUUAUUUGUAAUAUGACAAAAACAAACAAUUUGUAAUAAAAAAAUUGAUAUGUAUCUGAUCAUAAAUAUGCCUGUGUCGCAGAUACGUGUUUUUUUUUUGUAUUUACGAUCGAACGUGAAUGGAAUAAGAAUGUAAAUGAAAGUAAUUGUUGAAUUUAUUUUGCGUAUAAAGCUUAUCAGUAAGGAGACUAAUAAAAAUGUAUGUUUUAUAUUCGUAUAUGCGUAAGCAAGCAUCAAAAGUUGGCGCCACAACAGAUAACUAAUCAGGCAGUGUGUAAAUUGAUAUAACUGUAAAAAAAGUCAGCCCACACGUUGAGCUCGAAUCCUAUCAUCAUUUCCGUGUAUAAUAGUUUGUAAAUAACGAAAAUCAUCAUUACGUACUAUACCUUAAGUUUUCAUCUGUACAUACAAUUAUUGUCUAUAUUUAAGACUUCGAUAAUGUUUUUUUUCACUUCAUUCACUUAUGUAUUUACUUGAAAUAUUUAAAAAAAAUAUUGA